Molecule: messenger RNA, 2013 nt
Organism: Megalobrama amblycephala (Wuchang bream)
Lineage: Eukaryota; Metazoa; Chordata; Actinopteri; Cypriniformes; Xenocyprididae
Gene: tmem179aa
Product: transmembrane protein 179a, genome duplicate A
Exons: 4
Coding region: 371-1069 (232 amino acids)
Source: RefSeq, a predicted model, not a curated record
GAUCCCAUAACUUUACCAGAAUGUCUAUAAAAUGUGUAAAAUAAAAUGUCAGAUAUCCUUUUUGUACAAUAAACUAGAAUACUAAAAAAGGAAUUUGUUCAAUAAGUGAAGAUGUCCAGUGCUUAACUAAAUAUUACACAAUUUUUGCAUUAUACAGCGUUCUACAUCUUCCAUAUCUAAACAUUAUUUGUUAAUAAUUUAAUGUUUAAAAUAGUUUAGGCAAAGAUGCGAACACUGCAAUCAAAAAGUACAAAAUCCUCAAUCAGGUGCAAUGCAUGCAGUGGUGACAUAGUCGUCCAAUAACAUGAUGCCGACAUAGUUCAACAUUCACCGUCAUGCGCAAUAGCAGAAUGCAGUCGACGCCGGAACGAUGGCCGUCGAUAAUUUUCUCUUUGGCCAGUGCAUCCUUUAUUUUUUAGCAUUUCUUUUCGGUUUUAUCGCCGUCGUGCCGCUCUCUGAAAACGGCGAUGACUUUCAGGGGAAAUGCCUGCUGUUUACUGAGGGAAUGUGGCAAAAUGAGAACAUGACGAUGGGUAAACAGCGCUUUAUAGUUGAAGAAUGGGGACCAGAGUCGUCCUGCCGCUUCAUCACUUUCGUGGGCAUCGUGUCUCUCAUCCUCUCUGCUGUACAGGCGUGGCGGACCUUUUUCUUCCUCUGCAAAGGCCACGACGACUCUCUUUUUCAUGCCUUCUUGAAUCUUCUCCUGUCCCUCUUGGUGGUUUUUGUAGUGUUUGUGGCCGGUACUAUCUCCAGUGUUGGCUUCAGUGGAUGGUGUGAUGCUAUCACUGAAAAUGGGGCCAUGCCCAGCAGUUGUGAGGAUCUGCAAGACACGGAUUUAGAGCUCGGUGUUGACAACUCCUCCUUUUAUGACCAGUUUGCCAUUGCACAGUUUGGCCUGUGGUCGACCUGGUUAUGCUGGCUGGGUCUAACAGUGCUAGCCUUCCUGAAGGUUUACCAUAACCACCGACAGCAGGAGCUGCUGGACAGUCUAGUUCAAGAAAAGGAGCUGCUGCUAGGUCAUCCUUUACAGAGGAGUUCUUAUAUGUACAACAGGAACGCCAUGAUUUAAACAAACAUAUCUCACGUAGUCCAUUUACACUGCAUGAGCUAGUUUCUGAGAGCAAAAUUAAGCCCUCAAGAUAAACAUUUUUUAUAAACCUCUAUCAAACAUUAGAUAUGAAUCUUAGUUAUUAGAAUCUUUACAAACUUUGUUCAUGUUUAAAUAAAUGGUCAUAGAACGCAAGGCUGAUUCCAGAGUUAAAUUGUUUCCUUUGUUGUUCUUUAGACAGCAUCCUGACAGAAUUCACUUCAAGCUACCAGGAAUUAUCACGUUCAUAUACACUCUUAUUUUUUACAUUAUAGGACAUAUGAAGACACUGCCUCUCAUGAGAAGGCAGCUGUAGAUUUAUGAGACUCAGUAAAGCGUAAAUGAGGCCCCUCUCUUUGAGCAGAUGUCACAGCUUCACAAGUUCACUCAGAUGUGAAAUGUAAAGUCUGAUUCAAAUAGAAACUAUACUGCCUUUACUGUACAUGGGAAUAGAAUCAGAAAUAAUAUGGAAUAAUGGCUCUUUAUGCUGGCUUUAUUUUCUUACCUAAAGGACUAGAGUUUAUCCUCACUUUUAUACAGUAUUUUUAUUUUUGCCAACACACACUAGAUAGUCAAAAUACUUGAUUGCUUCUCUCUUAUUAUUGCUGGUCCCUUAUGUUAUAACUUAUUUAAAAAAAAAAUGUGAAACCUCUAAAAUUUGUGGUAGCCUACUGUUUUUAAAUGCAACUGGAAUUGUUAUCCUUGCUGAUUAUUAGGCACCUGUUUUCUGUUAUAAAGCUCAAACAUCUUAAAUAAUAAUCAGCAAUACCAUUUUUUUUUUCAUACUGAUUAUUAUGUAAAGCUGUGCUGGCUUCUAGGCAUGUGCCAGUGCAACCCACCAUUCAUCAUGUGUAUGGAUUUGCAGUUUCAUUGUCUCUAUCUCCACCAAGUGGCUGAAAAAUAAAAUUGCUACACAUACAGCUAAA